AGAUGUGAAUUGGUUGACCAAAAUUGCAUAGUACUCUUUUACUUGGCGGGUUAUAAUAAUGCCCACGGAUUCCGGAGAAACCUCGUCAGUUGCACGCCUGAUUCCUCCUGGGGUUAGACGCAAGGCUGAAUAACGUAAUUUGUGUAACCCCCACGGCGAGGCUUCUGGAUGCCAAGAUCAGGCUCGAAUGCUGACUAUGAGGCAGCAAAUAGUAGAAUGUGGCUCUGAGCAAGAUAUGCGUGAUCUCGGGUGUCUCCGGGAUACAUGCAUCUGAGCGCAAGGCUGUAAGCAUGUUCGCGACAAGGCUGAGCUUCAGAGUCGGGAUAAAAGACCCAGCAGUUCCGUGGUUUCUUAGUUUAACGUUAGAUGCGCAGCUUGAGACGUUUCCACCAUCGAACCCAUUUAUAUCCCGCCUUGUUAUCUAUUUCCCAGUCACAACUAUUAUAGACGCCACAAUGCCCUCCGGAUAUCCCUGGUGGUGCUUCAUCUGCAAUAUCCAAGUGGAAAUCAACUAUUAUGGAAACUGCACCAACUGUGGCGGAGACAAAGUCUGUCCUGCGAAUGAAGUUGCCGAGUGAGCACCAAGGGGCUAUUUGUCGCGGCGGCCAAUCCUUCAGCAGCCGCCUGGCUUGAUUGUGGGUGUGAUUCUGCAUUGAUGCCCGUCUGUUUCCGUAUCCACUCGUCGUCCAUGGUUAGGGCUCUAGCUGAUUGAGCGUACCUGACUGCGAACGAGGGGAAGCUGACUGGUCUUUGAUAUAUCUUGCUCUGAACUGCGUGCAUUUUCAGCUGUUAAUCUUGGUCUUGACUUUGGAUUAUACUCCAUACUACACACAUUAUUCUUGCCGCUGUGUGUGCUUAGUCGAGAACUAUUAGGAUUUCCACAGGUAUACUUAUACUGGGCAUAGUUGCCCUAGUUUAUCUUGUAGACAUUCCGGCAAGCAGUUUUACGCUCAAACUCAAGCCUAAGCAUCAGGGCCUUGCUUGGAUCCUAGAGUCGGAGCCUAGAAUCUAGGUAUGACUGCCUGAAGUGAAUACGCUCGCUCCUUCGCGGCUUGGCCCGGUCAUCUGGAGCCAGCGGCAGAGCGACCCAUCGAGUAUAAAGUAAAGACGACCCUGGGGAAGCCGGGAAUUAUGUACGUCACCUGAAUCUCAUUCCCAGGUCCCAUCUCAAUUCCAAUCCAACGCCAACACAGACACUGGCACGGCUCAAUCAUGGCCGCCCUGACCUCGCUCCCCGCUGAGCUCCUCUUCAUGAUAACAUCCUACCUCGGGAACCAAAAAGACAUCUUGAACCUCGCCUCGACGACACGAGCCCUCUACGCCCUUCUCUAUACACAUGCGUUUACAUCACUACGCCUAGACGACGAGUCGCACUACCAACUCACCCGCCUCACGCACGUCCUAGCGACGAACCCAGAAUGUGCACGCGCAGUUCGCAUCCUACAGUUCGAGCCCAGUGUGUCCCAUGAGCCUUCCGAUGUUCCGGUGGAAGAACACGUGAAAUACGACGGCGGGGUUAUCCGGCCGAUUCUUGAGAGGCUCGUUUCUGCCCUGGUGUACCCAUCUGACGCGACGAAGAAGAAGAAGGACACGAACAAUAAUGCAAAUGAAAAUGCAGAUACGACGGUCGCAAAGUGGGAAGCGUCGCUGAAGGAGGGAAACGAGAUCGAUCUCUGGGUUGCGCUUGCCCUUUCGCUCGUGCCGGGGGUCGAAGAGCUGAGUCUUACCUUCUCGUAUGGGUCGUUCUACAUCCGGAAACUGGUCUCGGCGGUGACGCUCGUCGGCCCAGACGGUCAGGAGCCCCCCUUCAACUUGUCGCGAUUGCGAACGCUCAGCGCACGCUGGUGCGAUACCGAGAACGGCGUCCCCUCCUCAUACAUCCUCCCCUUCUUCCGACUGCCCUCGCUCCGCGAAUUCAACGGGGUGUGCAUCACCGACGGGCGACCGGAAGACGAGAAUGACCUCCGCGGAGACGGUCCUCCAAAGGACGAGGGCUACUACUACUACGAGGAGGACUACCAGCCGUAUCCUGAGUACGAAGAUGACCCCGAGGGCUAUUUCCGGCGGUACCCCGGCAACGAAGGGUUCUCCGACGUCACGCACAUCACGCUCCGCGACAGUAACAGUGAAAAGGGGUUUCCAGAUCUCAUCCGUGCGUGUCGGAGGCUGGUUUCGUUUGCUUAUGAGCAUGGCGAGCUCGGUGGGGGUUUUGGGUGGUUGGCGCCGAGGAGGUUCUACGGUUCGCUGUGCAAGCACAAGGACUGGCUGGAGGAGCUGACGAUCGGUUAUGAUGCGUGGGCUUCUGGGUAUGGGCAUCCUCUCGAGUCAGAGUUUAUCGGCUCGUUCAAGGACUUUAAAGUGCUGAAGCGGCUGAGGGUGAGGGGUGCGAAUAUUCUCGGAAGAGAUGGGAAGAUGCCGUUUGAUCUCCUGCCGCCGUCGCUGGAGUCCCUAUUGAUUGAACAAUUCGCGGCGAAAAAUGACCAGAAUCUCAUCGAGCAGCUGAGGGAACUGCGGAGUGUCGUCCAGUCGCAGUGUCCAGACUUGAUCUCGUUGAGAGUCGAGAGUUACCAGGGGGAGACACAGCCGCAGGAGGAUGGCUGGCCACGGUAUCUGGAUCGGAUUACGUCGUGUGCGAUUGAACUAGUCGAUUGUGCGUGAGGGCCACAUCUGACCGCGAUAGAUCGAAUAACUCCACGCUGUCCUAUAUUCUGCGUGGGACUUCUGUAAGCACCCGUGUUUAUACUUCCCACGGUGGCUUCGGAGCCAAGUGAAUCCAUGAUGAUCAUCGUUCCCGGUUGUAGCAUCCAUCGAGAUCCCGUUUCCUCUCCUGUCAAGACCUCGCGCCUGGCCCCUUGCGCGUUUAAACUGCGGUCAACGAGAGGCGGUGGAUUGCAUUGAGAGGGGAUAGUCGGGGGCUGAGCGGCUGAGCGAGGUAGCGUCGGGCGUCAGCGGGGGAUGCCGACUGGCCCAGUCAACGCCUCCAUGCUCCACAAUUGAGUACAAACGGACGAACAUGUGCGACACUGCGAGAUAUAAGAAGAGUGUACAGCACAUCGGCCGUUGUCAAAUUUCCACGUCUCGACCACUCCAUUGCAUAGUCAAAUGUCCGCAGAUGAUAGUGUCCCGCAAACAAUUCGAGCCAUGUCGCUCGAAAACCUCCCUUAUGACAUUCUUCAGGCCAUAUACACCAGCAUCGACACGCAACGCGACAGAAAUGCUCUCCUCAGAACAUGUCGCUGCUUCUACAAUCUUUGGAACGAACCUCUCUACCAGACGGCGGUCCAACUCUGGCCAGCCCCGACAGCAAAAUGGACAAUAAAGCACGGCCGCAAGGACACAUUGCAGAAAC
Aspergillus calidoustus is the source of this 3349-nucleotide messenger RNA. NCBI's taxonomy places the organism in Eukaryota, Fungi, Ascomycota, Eurotiomycetes, Eurotiales, Aspergillaceae. The record is from the annotation of a GenBank genome assembly.